Messenger RNA from Cydia strobilella, 6470 nucleotides. RefSeq names its product protein abrupt (gene ab). The transcript has 14 exons. Gene Ontology annotation, cellular component: nucleus. Gene Ontology annotation, biological process: regulation of transcription by RNA polymerase II. The coding region runs from base 487 to 2439 and encodes 650 amino acids. The record is from RefSeq and is a predicted model, not a curated record. Gene Ontology annotation, molecular function: protein binding. Lineage: Eukaryota; Metazoa; Arthropoda; Insecta; Lepidoptera; Tortricidae.
GUAUGUGAGACGGGUGCAGGGGUGCGUGGAAAUGCAUUUCCCGGGUGCAAGGCGCAGGCGGGUGGCGCGCGGGGAGAGGGUGCAUGCGAUGAUGGACAUCGUAUUGAUUUCUAUCUGCCCGCGCCUCCCCUAUUGUACUGCACGUAUCGAUCGCUGCACCGGACUUGAUUCACGAGUGUGUCCCCGCUGUCCCCUAAUGUGUUAAUCGCCUUACGUCACGGAUGCAGUUGCCCGUUAAACAAAACAAAACAGGAUCGCUAAUUAAGAAACUCAAGCUUUAAAAUUCGAAUUUUGGAAUCGGAACGCUCACACGGAGCACGGAAGCGUUUGAACUCAUAGAAAAUAAGUGGUCAGAUUUAUUUGGAGCCGGGGGGUAACGAAGGUGUGAAAGUGGCGGCGUUGCUGGCGCGCGCGGAAUGCGCGGGAGUGGAGUUUAGCGCGCGAGCCCGCCCCGACUCCGCCGUGCCGCCCUCCGAACUGCCGGCCAUGGCGACCGAGACUGUGUUCUCACCAGGCGGCGCCGCGGCCGGCGCGGGCGCAGCAGGCGCGGGCGGCGAGCAGCAGUACUCGCUGCGCUGGAACGACUUCCACUCCGCCAUGGUCUCCUCCUUCCGCCGCCUGCGCGACGAGGAGGACUUCGUCGACGUCACGCUCGCCUGCGCCGGCGCCACCUUUACUGCACAUAAGGUCGUGUUAUCAGCGUGCAGCCCAUACUUCAGGAAACUGUUGAAAGCGAACCCCUGCCAGCAUCCCAUCGUCAUACUCAGGGAUGUCCACGAUAAGGACAUGGAGAGCUUACUCAGGUUUAUGUACCAAGGCGAGGUCCAUAUAGGGCAGGAGCAGCUGAAGGAGUUCCUGCGAGCAGCGCAGCUGCUGCAGGUGCGGGGUCUGACCGACGUCCCGCCGACCGCGCCAGUGCCCACGCUCGACCAGAAAGCGUCACCACAAUCAGCGUCAUCAUGGACGGAGACGGGGUCGGGCGGGUCGCGGGAGGGGCGGGAGGGGCGCGAGCGCGAGGCGCGCGAGGGCCGGCGCGCGCGCAGGCCCGAGGAAGGCGCGGCCGGCACGCCGCCGCCCAAGCGGGCAAGAUCCUCCGACCUCUACCAGGCGCAGAUGAAGACUAGGACGGAGCAGCUACUAGCGCAGGGCAGCCCGGAGCGCAACGGACACGAAUUGCUCUUUGGGCAGGGGCUAGAACAGAACGCGCACCUCUCGGCUAUGUCUAACAACUUGUCUGGCGACGGCGAGGAGUCAUCAUCAGACGCCGGAGCCAGCGACACAGAAGGCGAGCCCCGCGCCAAGCAGGAGCCGCUAGACUACGACGACCCCGCACACGUGGCCAACACCAACGGAGCACUCCCGCACAGCUUCCCUGGACUGCUGAACCUGCAAGGAUUCCCUGGACUUCCCGGACCAUCAGGGAUACCAGAUAACUUCGGUGGUUCGCGGCGGACACAGGAUCUUUUGCGCGUGCGCGCGACGGACCCGCGGCCGUGCCCCAAGUGCGGCAAGAUCUACCGCUCGGCGCACACACUGCGCACGCAUCUAGAGGACAAGCACACCGUCUGCCCUGGAUACCGAUGCGUUCUCUGCGGCACGGUGGCCAAAUCCCGUAACUCACUACACUCGCACAUGUCGCGGCAGCACCGCGGCAUCUCCACCAAGGACCUUCCCGUGCUGCAGAUGCCCACGCGGUUUGAUCCUGAACUCGCGAGCCAACUCCUAGCAAAAGCCGGCGUGAAAGUAUCUCCAGAACAACUCCGCGCGCGAGCGUCACCCACCGGCCCUCGGCGGUGCGACAUCAAGCUGGAUGCCAAGUCUGCGGCUUCUGAGAGCAGCUCCAUCUGCGGCGACAACGACAAUGAUGAUCUGAGUCAGUCGCGCUAUGGAGACCUGCCGGUUUCACCACCUCACAUAAACAGCCUGGCCAACACCACGAUCACAAAGGUCCCCGCGGUACGAGCGUUAGCAGCGCGCGCGGCGGAAGGUGCACACGCACCGGCGCCACGGCGGGAUGACUAUCCCUACACGGCAGGCUCCACGCUUAUUGACACCUAUCUUCAGUAUAUCGGAAUGCCAAAUAUAAACCACCUCGCCAACCUGAAUGCGAUGCAUAUGGACCGCAAGACGUACGACGAGCCGUCGCCACAGAUGGGCUCGCUCCCCCCUCCCCCCACCACGCUCGCCCAUCAGAGCUUCCUCAAGCAGAUGCAGAGGAAGUACACCGACAUGGGCAAGCCGGACAUCACGCGCGACGCCGACGAACCGCUCGAUCUAGGAAAGGAGCGGCAACGCAGCGAAAGCGUCGGAGAGGGAGACGACAAGGAAGGUGACAAAGAGUAUUACGGCAAGGAGUUCAGCGCGGAAGAGGAGCGGCGCGAGGAGGACGAGGCGCCGGACGAGGCCGGCUACUCCGACGAGGAGAGGAAGACGUCAUGAAAGACGUUUUGUUGAUCACAAACGGUGCUUGAGUGUUAUGUUUUAGCUGAUUCGUUUCGCAACGUAAUAUCGGUUUGAUUGUUGACCCGUGGAAUGUCGUUGGUGCCAUUUCAAUGUAAAUUUUAAUUAGGUUUAAAGCGGCGAGCGUUAGGUUGUGUGAGAUCACUGUAGGUCCCCGCCCCGCGUUAGUCCGUCGGCGCCACUUGAUCGUGAGAUUGUUUUAGUAGUAACUAAAUAGUAUCCUGGUCGACGGCCACCUUUUGUAACGACACCCCCUUGGCCGUCCCUGAUUGUAAUCUAUUUCACAGACGCUCUGUAAGACAGGUGUACUAAAUUUUAGACUCCUGAAUUACUAGCCUUGUUGUUGUAUAUUGUAAAAUAUAAAAUGGCGACCUUGAGGGGCAGGCUGUUGACCAGACUAUAGUAGGUAGUGUUUUUGUACGUGCAUGUAACGGACCCUGUCACUCGUAGGGCCUUACAUCAUAUUCCAUCCAACUACCUCAGCAUCGGGCCAAUCCGGCGUGUAAAAAUUAAAGAGAAAAUAUAUCCACACAAAUUGUGAAAUUCCAUCCAUCUACCUCACUUCAAUAGAUUUAAUUUAAUAUUUUAUACAAUUUAUAGAUAUAAAUAACUGUUGUUUUAUGUAUUUUGCAGAUUGCAUUUAUAUAUACUACGUAGAGCAUAUAGUAGUUAAAUAUACGCAAGUCAUUUAGGUGAUUGUUAGUGCUGCCCAUAUAUAGAUACUCGACAUUCUCAUUGCGUUGUGUAGUGCGCACUCUCUAGAGAACUUUAGACUGCCCGGCGUGUAGCGUGCGGCGUAUGGCGUGUCAGUCGCGGGACAGUAACGCCGCACCCCGCACGCCACACGCCACCUCACCGUAGCGUAGCCACCUAGCCUCCGACAUCGAGUGAGCUCGCGACUAACCUAUACCUACGAUAUCUUGUAUACGAACAGAACGACAGAGCUUAAAACAUACUAUUACUAUUAAAGUGUGCGUCACUGCUGAAAUCUUCAACUGCCUUGAGACUGAACACUUUUUCCAGGGAUACCUUGUUGUAGUCGCAUGAAAUUCUGCGAAUUUAUUGAAAAUGAAAAGUUCAAAUUUGAAACUUAACAAAUCGUAAUAAGACAUAAUAUUGCAUUGUAUAUAAAUUUGAGUGAUAUGUAAAGUACAUAAUAAAUAAACAGAUAGUAACAAAAAGCAAUAAAUAAAGUAUACCUUGAUGUUGCCUUCGGAGUGUUGUAUAUAGGAGGCGGACGAAGCGCGCCGCAUCAGCCGCAUGUCGCCGGCCGGUCGCAGGCUGGCCGUCGGCCAGUCGCCGACCGGUCGACGGCCUGUUGUCGGCCAGUCAGCCUCGGUCGUGCAGACGCAGAAGGUUUAUUUUGUAGUAAUGAUGUGGGCUCGUUACUUAUAACAAUUACUGUGAUUACAAUCUCAUAAUAGCCUUCAAUACUUAUACAUAUUUUUUAGAGUACAAUGUUAUAGUUAUUUAGUAUAUUAAUAAGUAUAUUUGUAAGCGAGUCACAAAAUUAUAUUUACUUCCCUAAACCUUAGAUUUCACGUUGUUUAAGUAUUUAGAGCAAUAGGUGGAGCAUUUAACCUUUUAUAUGAAAAAUAUUAAGCGUUUAGGGAUUUUUUUAGAAUCUAAUGUACGUCAUUACAAAAAGACUAGGUACGUAAAGAUGCCACUCCUGCCAAGGUAAUUAAUUGUUCAACUAAAGAAUUACUUUAACUCGGGAGUGUAACAUUGACCCAAACAAUUUUAUCUAGACUGUUUCUUUUGCAUUUAAACUGUGACAAAAAAUCAUCACAAGAUUUUAGCUCACUUUUAGGAUGGGCCAAUGUUAUCCUCCAGAUUUGUCAGUAAUUGAAGUUUCCCGUUUUGAGUGACAUCUAUUUCGUGUUUGGAGUUUAAUGACGUCAUAGGUCCGAGUUAUUUUUUAAGUGUGAGUGAGACGCAUCACUUCGGUUUGUAUACGUUGUUGAUCGUUGACAGUGUUGCCAUAGUUAGUAACCUCGACUGUAUAUAAAAUAAGUUUUGUUUAGUCUCGUACUUAACAUUUGCAAUUAUUAUGUUUUUAUUUAGAUUUCUUUAUGAUAAAUACAAAUGUAUACUGUUUCACAAGACACAAAUACGUUAUACAUAUUAGCCGAUAGCCAGUUACCAGAAUGUGAUUAUGAAUAGAUAUUAUAUAUUUUUUCAAUACACCCAAUUGCCACAGAUGAAAUAUGUCGAAGCAAUACAACAGUUACUAUGGCGCCAUUUACAAAUUCCUGAUUCAAACGUUUCACUGCCAAAUGAAAAAAAUUCAUGAAAAGCGGAAGUUUAAAUAAAGAAAAAAAAUUAUCCAACGGAUCUGUAAGAAAAUAUUAAAAUUUAAAAUUCUUCCCGAUGCCAAAUAAUAUUAUAAUAUUUUCCUCACCUCAAUAUGAUCAUCGUAACUGUUGCGUUGUAAAAUAAUUAUUUAUAAGCAAACCAGUGAAACGUAACUAGUACUAUAAGUCUAUUUAAAGGUCUCAUCGGAAAUCGUUCUUUCUCACUCGUCAGUGACGAAAGGAUUAAAUAAAAGGGACAGAACGAUUUUCGAAGGACCAAGGACACGCGUUAGUUACCUUAAUGAGCUUAGGAAGUUCGUUUAGUUUCUUUAUUUACCUACUUACCUCACUAGCAUGACAGUUCAUGUAAAACUCAAUUUAUUAGUUUACCUAUUGUUGUUUAUUAGUCCAAUCCGCGGGUGUUUUCACUCCAACAUUAAUUAUCUUAGUACAAGGGACAGGAUAAUUACUGUCAAGGGUAAGACACUUCGUUGAUUGGUGUUUAUUGCUCGUUAAUUUAAGUGAUUGAAUUUGAUGUCAAUUCUAUAUCGGUCACUAGAUACUCUCUAUAGUGCAAAUAACUAGAGUUGAAUAGCCAGAGCUACAUGAUACCACCUUAGUUUAAAACCCGAUGAAUAGCUAUUUAUAGACAUUUCAAAUAAGAUUUGAGCAUUUUUCUAAAAAUGAAAUUUAAAACAUAAAUACGUUAAUAACUUAUUUGAAAAGGCUAUCGAUAUAAAUAUUGACAUCUCAAUAUAAGCCCAUACAUGGUAUACGCUAAAUACACAAAAAAAUAUGAAAGUUUACGAUUUCUACAAAAAGUCAUACGUUACACAGUUGUUAACACAAGCUGUGGUAUCAUGUAUCUGUAUCUCAAAUAUGCACAGCAAAGAUUUAGCAACUUGGGUCCCGCCUCGCGGGUUCAUAUUGCAAAUAGAGAUCUUAACUGUGCAACACAAACAUUAGAAUUUCAUAGCGUGCACAAAUAAUUAAGUUGUGUCUGAUAGUUAGUUGCAGCUCGUUUGACGUAUACCACCGGUUACCGUAAGCUCGGCCUUGUUACGUUUCUGUUUACAUUGGGCCGUGGAGCAGAUGCGCCAUCAUAGAUAACUGACAAUUUGUGAACUCUAUUACAACUUAAUAAGAUCUACGAAUGUUCAAUUAAGUGUAUUGCUGUUAGAACUAAAGAAUUCGUUGAGGUAAAGGCUCGUUAGGUUGUUGCGUUCAAAUUUAAACUUUAAGCACUUGAAAUAAAGCUUGACUUCCAAUAAGUUUUAAUUACUUUUUUGUGAUUGUUUCGCUCAAACAUUUAAUAAUGUGGAAAGUGAUACAAAAAUAGAUUGAAUAGAAAACGAAUUCUUUAAUUACUUUUCAAAUUAUUUUCGAUGCUAACCUUCUUAAGCAGUGGCAGUGAAAGUGUUAAUCUGCCCCACGGUAGUUGUUUUAUCUAAAUUGUUAACCCGUCGCCGCCGGUGGCUAGUGUACGAUAGGGCCACCAUUCCGUCAUAUUUAUUUGCUAGGGUUGUCACAAUCGUCGCGCGACCAAAAUGCAAUAAUUUUAAUAUUCCCGCAAGGAUUGUGACAGCAUAUUAUAGAAGUAUUGAUUUGUAUAAUUUAUGAUGCCACGCCUUCGCCAUUGUAUUAGUGUACUAGUUGUACGCCGCUUAAUUCAUUAUUAUUAUAUACAUGAAUAAUAAAAAUAAUUGUUUUGAA